Molecule: messenger RNA, 808 nt
Organism: Cyanistes caeruleus (blue tit)
Lineage: Eukaryota; Metazoa; Chordata; Aves; Passeriformes; Paridae
Source: RefSeq, a predicted model, not a curated record
AUGAAGGAGGAGGCAGCCCGUGGCCUGGCAACCCAGCAGUGCGUGUCUCUCCUCGCUGCUUUCUGGAGCGCUGCGCUGCCCGUGAGCACCGCCCAGCACCAGGGCAAGGUGCUCCAGGGUGAGAUCGCGGCGCUGCGGGCCCGGCUCUCCGAGAGGGAGGAUGCUCUGCAGAGCACGGCCAGGCGGCUGCGCAGCACAGCCCAGCUCAAGGACAGCAUGGAGCAGUUCAUCGUCACUCACUUGACCAGGACACACAGUGUGCUGCGCAAGGCCAGGACGAACCUGGAGGUGAAGGCCCAGCAGGCCCUGCCUGUGGCGUGAGGCCCGUGCAGGGCAAGGAGCAAUGGCCAGCGUGGAAGAGCCCGCUGGCUGCUGAGCUGUGCCAGAGAGCUGGAGCAGACCCUGUCCCUGCUGCUCUGAGGGCUGGGGUGGAAAGGGCUCUGGGGUGUCCAGUACUACACAGUCAGUGGGUUUGGGCUGCUGUGGUGGUUGCAUGCCCUCCACCAGCCUUUGCUUGCCAUGGCAGCAGCAGCUGUUGGCUUGGGCUUUGUCUGGCUCCUGCUCCCUUCCACCCUCAGUGCUCAGAGUGGGCACAGCCCCCCACGCUGAGCACCCCUUGCCCUGGGACCUGGUCCCCCUGUAACCCUGUCCCUGCUUGUGGAUAUAUGUAUUUGUAUAUAGACAGAGGUAUUGGAAAUGCGUUUUGGGGACUCCAGAUGUGUCGGGGCCCCAGCGCAGAGGAAGAUGUAAGAAAUGCCAUAUUCUGUUCAGUGGCUGAAGAGUCCCCAAUAAAGGUUUCCUUUGGGUU